GGGCGAGGGGAGCCGCCGCCCUGUCACUCCCUGAGCCAGCCGCCGCCUCGCCGGAGAAGCCCCAUGUCCUCCGGGCGCCGCGCAGCCCCGCAGCUCGCCGCGCCGUGAGGGCGGCGGACACCUCGCACCUCCCCACAGGGCACAGUAUAGAACUAUGAUAGCAACCGGAGGAGUCAUAACAGGACUGGCUGCCUUAAAAAGGCAAGACUCUGCCAGAUCUCAGCAACAUAUAAACCUUGCCACAGCACCAGCUCCUGAGGAGAAGAAACCAGUUAGACGUCGGCCCAGGGCAGAUGUAGUAAUUGUCAGGGGCAAAAUCCGUCUCUAUUCUCCAUCGGGAUUCUUCCUUGUUUUGGGAGUGCUUAUUGCGUUCUUGGGAAUUGCAAUGGCCAUCCUUGGAUACUGGCCCCAAAAGGAGCAGCUUUUAGGAUCUGAAGAGAAUCUAUCUGUAAAUGAAACCCAGGUCCUGAGGAGCCAAGGAAGCAUUUUACUUCGUUUCUUUGAACAGCAUGUGCACUCGGAUAAAAUGAAAAUGCUGGGCCCUUUUACUAUGGGCAUUGGAAUCUUCAUUUUUAUUUGCGCAAAUGCCAUUCUGCAUGAAAACCGUGACAAGGAAACAAAAAUCAUACACAUGAGAGACAUAUACUCCACUGUAAUAGACAUCCACACGCUGAGGAUCAAGGAACAAAAGCAGCUGAGCGGUGCUUUCACUGGCUUGUUGGGGGAAGGAGAACUCAGGCACAGCGGGAGCUCGUGUGCAUCACGGCUGGCUGCGAACACAGUUGCACCUUUCUCUGGCUUCAAGAGUAAUUUUCGAAUGGAUAGUUCUGCUGAAGAAGAUGAGAUUACCCUAAAUGAAGAUAGGACCACUGGUAGCCUCCUGCCACCUCUGCUGACUGAGCAAUCAGGUUCAGUCUUUGGACUUUACCCUCACUCCAGCAAGGCUUCAGAUGACAAAAACACUAGCUCUAUAAAGUGUGAAACAAAAUCCAUCGUAUCAUCUUCCAUUAGUGCUUUCACACUGCCAGUAAUUAAACUGAAUAACUGUGUUAUUGAUGAGCCCAGUAUAGACAACAUAACUGAGGACUCGGAGAUCACUAGGAGUCGGUCUAGAAACCUGUCCAUGGAUUCUCUGGCCAUUCCACUAACUGAUACCAAUGAAUCCUACAGACCGGUCGCUGCCAUGCUGCCACGACACAAUUCUUUUGUGGACACUCCAUCUGAUCAGUUCAAAUCUUCUAUGACUCUUGGGCCAAGCACAGGAAAGCUUUUAUCCCCUGGUGCUGCCAGGAAACAGUUUGGGUCCAACACAUCUUUGCAUCUCCUGUCUUCACAUUCGAAGUCCCUGGACUUGGAAAGGGGUCCGUCUACACUUACUGUCCAAGCGGAACAAAGGAAGCACCCCAGCUGGCCCAGACUGGAUCGGAGCAACAGUAAAGGGUAUAUGAAACUAGAAAACAAAGAGGACCCAAUGGAUAGGUUACUGGUGCCACAAGCAGCAGUCAAGAAAGACUUUACUAAUAAGGAAAAGCUUCUUAUGAUAUCAAGAUCUCAUAAUAAUCUGAGUUUUGAACAUGAUGAGUUUUUGAGUAACAACCUAAAGCGGGGAACUUCUGAAACAAGAUUUUAAUAUUGAAAUUGCAAUUUAGAAGAUGUCAUACAGUAUUUUUAAAAAAAAAACAUUUUGACAAGUGUUUCCUUUUCAGUGAGACUAGUACAAGCCUGUUUUUAACCAAAUGCUUAAUAGCCCAUUAAAAUUGGCUUGUGUGAACAGAGAUCUCUUCAUCUUUGUAAUGCCAGGAGUUUUUUGUCUUAGUAACAUAGAGCUGCAAUACUGUACAUUAUCAUUGCUCAGAGAGUUUUGGUACAACUCAUUCCAAUUUUUUCCCAAGUCAUUAUUUCUUUUGUUCUAUAUAAGCAUGUUACUUUUUUGUCAAUUUGACUCCAGAAGCCUGCAUUAGAAAAAAAGCUCCAUUUACCUGUAAGUUCUGUUUAUUUAAUGACCGCAAGAGUCUAAAAAAGGUGCUUGCGGUCUAGAAUGGGAAGUGAGCAGGAGCACAUACUGGAAUUGUCAAAUCCAGGCCUUUAUCCUAGGUGUUGUCUUUCACAUACGGUACCUCUCGGUAACUGCAGUCUUGCCAUUGUCAUUGUGAGAAACUUGUUUACAUAUUGGGGUGGGUGGAUAGAAAAGAGUGGGUAUAAUUAAAACCAUUUUUGUGAAUUCAUUGUAAUCGGUCGAGUUGAAUACAAGUGUUGUGAAUUAUUAACUACGCUUUGUAAAAUAAUCUUUCUACAUCCAUUGUAGUUUAAUCCUGUAAUUCUGGGAAAACAUAUAUAAAGUAAGAAACAUGAAAAUUCUUCUGGGAUAUAGUUCUCUAAACCACUUUGAUUGGCAGCAGUUUUAAAAUCAAAAUAUACAGAUUCAAUUAAAAUCGUAGGAGCAUGAUGAAUGCCAACAGGAUUUUAGAAACACGAUGCAUAAUAAGAUUAUAUUGUGAUAUGCAUCUGAAGAGAAUAAUGGAAAUGGAUAUAUUGCCUCUCAUUACAAUAGCAAAAAGCUAAAUAACUAGAUCUCUGUGUUCAAAAUACUGAUACAAAGCAUACAAUUCAAUAUGUACACUAACAUAGUAUGAAAGCCCCUUGCCUAAAUUUCGAUUUAUAUAUUUCACAUAAUUAUUGGUGUGAUGGUUCACUGAAGGCUUAGCUGUGGCAAUUUGCAUUACAAGAUUUUGCAAAAGAAAGUGACAUUUAAAACAAUGUUUUUCUCAGCAAAGCAAGCUUCACAGUUGACAGUUGUAGGCUAUUGCUAAAGAAAAAUGAGAAUUUGAAUGUGCAUACCAGCAAGUUUUCAUGUAUUUCAUUAAGGUAUUUAGGCCGUGAUCCUGCCAUGACAGCCAUGCUGGAGAGUGUCACUUCAAGUCUCAAGGCUCACCUAACAGGAUGUUGGUCUUAAUUGGGCGGUUUUGAUAUGUUCACUUAACAUAAAUACUCAGGAAUUAUUUUGAAUGGCUUUUCCCAAAAAGAAUCAAACCUGUUAAAAUGUCAUUGUUCCUCAAUAACUUUGAUUGUGAAAGAUCAAAGACAAAAAUGCCCUCUCUGUUUUUUAAUAUUCAGCUCCAUAUUUCAACUGCGCAAUGUUUAUGUAUCAGGAGCAUUCCUUGCUCAGUGAAUUGAGGCAUAGUGUUAACUGUUAGAACCUCAAGCCUAUAUAUUGUAACAGAGUUGGCUAAAUAUUUUGCUAUGAAGCUUUUAAUAACUUUCUGGUUUGUGUUCUUAAGACAUUUGCUAUUUUUUGAAAUAAAAUAAAAUGUCUAUCUACAUAUAUCUGUUGUAAGACCUGUUUUUCCUCUCUGAUCUCAAAUCUUCCAUAUCAAAGUAUAAUUGGGGAUUGUAACAUUGUAUAUGAUAUAUUAGCCUGCCACUAGAUAUUUGAUUAUGACUAAUUGACUUCAAUGACAUCUCUACACAUGUAAAGGUUGAGUAUUUUUUUUUUCCCGUGUAAUGUGAAAUGUAUUCCAAGUGGUUUUGAUAUAAGGAAGUUUUAUGUAAAAAGAACAUCCUGUUCUUUUUAGGUUGGCAGUAAGGAUUCUUAUAAAAAUG
This is a messenger RNA of Chroicocephalus ridibundus (black-headed gull), 3600 nucleotides long. RefSeq names its product transmembrane protein 200A (gene TMEM200A). The transcript is spliced from 2 exons. The record is from RefSeq and is a predicted model, not a curated record. Lineage: Eukaryota; Metazoa; Chordata; Aves; Charadriiformes; Laridae. The coding region runs from base 155 to 1630 and encodes 491 amino acids.